Messenger RNA from Planococcus citri (citrus mealybug), 1243 nucleotides. RefSeq names its product gastrula zinc finger protein XlCGF71.1-like. Gene Ontology annotation, biological process: regulation of DNA-templated transcription. Lineage: Eukaryota; Metazoa; Arthropoda; Insecta; Hemiptera; Pseudococcidae. The transcript has a single exon. The coding region runs from base 228 to 1046 and encodes 272 amino acids. Gene Ontology annotation, molecular function: DNA-binding transcription factor activity, RNA polymerase II-specific; RNA polymerase II cis-regulatory region sequence-specific DNA binding. The record is from RefSeq and is a predicted model, not a curated record.
CUCCUAUUGUCAUAUGCCAGACUAUGAUGUUGUAUCCGUAGGUUGUGCGCCCGUAGCUUCCACCAUAAGUGGAAAAUGUGAACCUUGAGUAGCGAAUUGCGCAGCUCCAUUAGCGGCGCGAUCUGGCGGUGUAGUUCUCUCUGAGGCUACAUACAGCAUCAGCUCCGAACGCUCAAGUAGUAAUCUUUAUUUCGAGAAGAAGGAGCUUCGCAGUCAUAUCACACAUCAUGGAAAAUGAAAAUAACGUUAGGUGCGCGAUUUGCGAUGCCGGCCUCUCCACCAAACGUACUCUACUGGAACACCUUAACAUCCACAAUGGACGGCAGCCGCAUUCGUGCUACUACUGUGGUAAAUCGUUUACAUCAGCGUCUAACCUAUUUAAACAUAACAAGAUUCACACCGGCGAGAAACCUUUCGCAUGCGACCAAUGCGACAAAAGAUUCAUCUUGAAGAAGAAUCUUAUCGAGCAUCUUACAACGCACACCGGAGAAAAAGCAUUCAAGUGUGAAGUCUGCAAUACACCGUUCAGCCGACGAAGUAGUCUAGCCAGACACUUACGUAAACACACCGGAGAGAAAGAGUUCGUUUGCGACAUCUGUAACAAAACUUUCGCUUGGAAAAGAUACCUCACACGACACAUGCUCAUUCACACCGGCGAGAAACCUUUCGCAUGCGACCAAUGUGACAAAAGGUUCACCAGGAAGUGGAAUCUUAUGCAGCAUCGUAAAACACACACCGGAGAAAAAGCAUUUGCAUGCGACCAAUGCGACAAAAGGUACACCCACAAGUGGAAUCUUAUGGAGCAUCGUACAACACACACCGGAGAAAAAGCAUUCAAGUGUGAAUUCUGCGAUAAAUCGUUCACUCAACGAAGUAAACUAAACAGACAUUUACUAAUUCAUACCAGAGUAGAGAAAAAGUUCGUUUGCGACAUCUGUAACGAAACUUUCGCUCGGAAAAGUUACCUCAGACGACACAUGCCAAUUCACUUCAAUGGCAAGCCCAAAUGUGAAGCAGGCCCGAACCAAAAGUUGACUAAUCGUUAACCUUAUCAUUUUUUUCUUAUAUUUGUCAUGUUUUUUGUAUUAUUAACUAAUUGUAAGUAUAAUAAAUGUGAGUUUUCAAUGAUGUUUUCGUAAUAUUUAUAUUAAAAUAUAACCUCAAUUGGGUAUUGAGUAUCAUCGGAAAUUUAUAAAUGAUCAGCUUUUGAGUCAACUCGUUUGUUAACGAACUCGUCGUUCAA